This is a messenger RNA of Clarias gariepinus (North African catfish), 6326 nucleotides long. It is a transcript of the gene sh2d3ca, whose product is annotated as SH2 domain containing 3Ca. The transcript is spliced from 10 exons. Gene Ontology annotation, molecular function: phosphotyrosine residue binding; guanyl-nucleotide exchange factor activity. Gene Ontology annotation, biological process: positive regulation of peptidyl-serine phosphorylation; small GTPase-mediated signal transduction. Bases 1899 to 3911 code for a protein of 670 amino acids. NCBI's taxonomy places the organism in Eukaryota, Metazoa, Chordata, Actinopteri, Siluriformes, Clariidae. The record is from RefSeq and is a predicted model, not a curated record.
GAUAGAGAGAGAGAGAGAGCAUUGUGCAGGUGAAGAUUAUAAAUACUGCACUGUUAUGCAUAUUAUUCCUGAGCCAACACACACACACAUGUAUGACACACACAUCACAAAGGAUCAGUGUGUUAUCACUUGGAGCAUAACGCACAUGCUUACAGGAUUAGCCUCAAAGCUACAAAAGCCCACUCGUGUAAUUCUGCGUGCUAACAGUCAUCUUCCCUCUGGUCAAAAAGAUGUGUGUGGAACAUGAAAGCUGAAAGAAAACAUCAGCGUCAAUAAAUCCUUAUAUGGGAAUGAUAGCGGCUUCUUAUGCACUGUACAUGGAAAUAAGGGCGUGCCUUUGAAUCCAUAUAUGGAAGUCUUAGGAAGUAGGGAGAUGUUAGCGGUGGCCACGUUGAGGAUGUUUAACGAAAAAACUAAUAAACAAACAAACAAAAAUGCUGAGCCUCAUUGAACCAGAGCAGUCAGGUGUAUAAAAUUUACAAGUAGUCACGCGCCAUCAGUUUAUCACGUUAAAACAGCUGUAAACACUCGUUCCAUCUCCAUUCUCUCUUUUAGAUUUCCUGCUUUGUCCUGAAAAACUGGAGACUCCUUAAAGCUCCUAAACACCCCAUAAACAUUUAUUCUCCUUAAAGAAAACUUUAUGCGCUGCGCACGUCCAUGUGAACGAUUUGUUACCUGCACUACUGUCAGAGCUGCUGUAACACAGCAUUCAUCAACACCUUUAACACCGAGGUCGUGUAGUUUAUAAAAUAUAAAGACUAUAUCCUAGGCAGGGGGCGCAGUGGCGCAGUGGCGAGUGCUUUCACCUCGCACCAUCCGGGUUCGAUUCCCGCCUCGGGGUCUGUGUGUACAUGGAGUUUGCAUGUUCUCAUUAUGCUUGGUGGGUUUCCUCCAGGUACACUGUUUCCCUCCCACAAUCCAAAGCCUUGCAGAUUAGGCUAACUGGUGUCCUCAAAUUGCCUGUAGUGUGUGAAAGAGUGUGUGUGCCCUGAGAUGUCUCCUGGGAGAGGCUCCAGGCCCACUGCGACCCUGCAUACACGAUAAAGUGUUACUGAUGAGUGAGUGAAUAUUACACGCAGACUUGGCAUUGGUAAAAGUGUGCAUUUUUUGGCCACAGACUGUAUGCAGUACCUUUACACGCCACUAGGGGCUCUGAUGGGAACCUGAGCAGGGCUGCAGCAGUGUUCUAGUGUUCCUAACUGGGUUCUGUCAUGUUCCUGGAAGACAAACAUAGAAUUUGUUGCAAUGCAUGCUCGGCCUUUGCUGCAGACGGACAGGCUAGUGCGUGUGUGUGUGUGUGUGUGUGUGUGAACUCAGAGAGAGAGUGUGAAAGCCUGGCCUUGUCCUCCCCCCACUUAAACCCACCCUCUGCUUUCUUUUAAAAAGGAAUAAAAGGGAAAAUUCCUUUGAGAAGGUGCUGAAUGCAUGAGGGGCAUUCUCUCUCUCUCUCUCUCUCUCUCUCUCUCUCUUUUCAGUAUUGUUUAAAACCCUGGAGGAGGGUGUUGAGGAGGGAGUGGGUGGGGUCUCGGUGGCAGCAAGCAUCUCUUUGGCUUUACUCCCUCCCUCCCUCUCUCCCUCCCCCAUUCUAUCCAUCCCUCUCUCUCUCUCUCUCUCUCCCCCACCUCCUCCUUUCGUCCGAGAGCGAUGAGGUAAUCCCUGCCAGCUCUCUGAAGCAUAGAGUGAGAGGCAGAAAGAGAGAGCAGUAGCAGCCGUUUGCCGGCUCUGUGCUCACACACUCUCGUAGCUAUCCUGAGUGUGUGCAUAUGUGUGUGUGUAUGCAUGCGUGUGUGUGUGUGAGUGUGUGUAAGAGGGGCAUGACCCGGACCUUCUAGUGGUGCCUGAGACGGAAAAAACAGGAGUGGAUAGAGGGAGACAGGAGGAGGAAGCAAAGAGGAAGCAUGACGGAGAGAUGCAGUCUGUGGAGCGCCCUGUCUGCGGCCGCCUGCUGCUUCUACAGGGGAUCCUUCAUGCAGUUCUCCAAGGAGAAGUACCUGUUGGAGUCUCCACCUGAGAAGCUGAGGAAGGAACUGGAGGAGGAACUCAAACUCAGCAGCAGUGAUCUGAGAAGCCACGGCUGGUACCAUGGCCGUAUCCCGCAAGAGGUGUCAGAGACGCUGGUUCUGCGCAGCGGGGAUUUCCUGGUGCGAGACUCCCUGGCCAACGCGGGUGAUUACGUGAUCACGUGUCGCUGGCAGCAGGAAGUGGUGCACGGCCGCAUCAGUAAGGUCCUGGUGAAGAGCGGACAGACCAAGGUUCAGUUCCUCCUGGAGGACGAGACCUUCGACUCGCUGCCCACUCUGAUCCGGCACCACGCUGGCACCGGCCGGCCCGUGUGCCACCGCUCUGGCGCUCAGCUGCUGUGCCCCGUCAACCGCACCCUGCCCCUCAGGUACCUGGAGGCCACGUUUGCCCUGGCGAGCGGGAGAUCGGGGUCACAUUCACCGUCCACACAGCGCGGGGCGCACAUCAAGAGACGCAGCGUCACCAUGACGGACGGCCUGACCACUGAGAAGAUCAUCCCACACAGUCCGUCCACAGUUCACCAUAAAGACGCCAUGAGGAACUGUGCGCUCAGUAUGGACCAGAUCCAGGAGAUGCGCUGUCCCCUGUCUCCUGUAGGAGAAGCUCCUCUCUCACCUGCCUACACCGCCAUUUCCCGUCACAGGCAUGGCUCAGGAGGGCGUGUCUUAGCGGUCAUUCCACCCUCACCUGUGAUGCGACGCUCCAGCGAGCCCCACCUCUCCCCUUCCUCCUCCAGUCACAACGUCCCAUGCUCGGAAACUCCCCUCAACGCUCAUGGAUACCCCUCAGAUGGCUCAGAAGGAGGGGGCAGUUACUGCGAGCUGAGGCCAGGCCAGCCCCCAACACCUCCGUCUAAGAGCUACGUGGAGAGGCUCAGGGUAGAGGAGGGACGAGCGCCAGGCUCCGCCCCCACCGAAGGAGCAGAGACCUUCUCCCUGCCUCUGGUGGAGAGCAGUUCGUGCUUUAGACCCGGACAGUACCAAUCGGUCCUGCUUCCUGCAGAGAAUAAACCCCUGGAGAUGGGCGUCCUGAAAAGGGUGAAGGAACUGCUGGCUGAAGUCGACCCAAAAACUGCGGCCAAGCACAUCACCAAGGCCGACUGCACGGUUGCUAGGAUACUGGGCGUUACCAAGGAGAUGCAAAGGAUGAUGGGAGUGAGUUCAGGCCUGGAGUUGCUGACUUUACCACAUGGCCAUCAGUUGAGACUGGACCUGCUCGAGAGGUUCUACACCAUGUCUAUAAUGAUGGCGGUGGACCUGCUGGGCUGUACGGGCACCACGGAUGAGCGAGCCACACUGCUCUAUAAGACCAUCCAGCUGGCAGCCGAGCUCAAGAGCACCAUGGGAAAUAUGUUCGGAUUCGCCGCCAUCAUGAGAGCUCUCGAACUCCCGCAGAUCUCACGCUUGGACCAGACGUGGAUGACGCUGAGACAGAGACACACAGAGGGAGCCAUCUUGUACGAGAAGAAGCUCAAACCCUUCAUGAAGGGAUUAAAUGAAGGCAAAGAGAGCUCUCCGCUGUCGAGUACGUCGUUUCCACACGUGGUGCCCGUAUUGUGUCUAUUGGAAAAGGGUGUGGCCGUGGGGGAGGGGCCAGACCCGUGGGAUGCUUCAGAAUGUGGAGUGGACGUGGUCAUGAGCCACCUAGAGGCAGCACGCAGCAUUGCACACCACGGAGGCCUGUACUGUACCAACGCUGAGAGCAAACUACACGACUUCCAGGAGAGACAGGAAGUGUCUGAGAUCUUCUGCACGGAGUUCCAGAUGAGGCUGCUCUGGGGCAGCCGAGGGUCCGAGGGAAGCCAGAGCGAACGUUACGAGAAGUUUGACAAAGUCCUCACGGCUCUUUCGCACAAGCUGGAGCCUCCUGUACGCCACAGCGAGCUAUAGCACCCCCCUCUCCCCCGUCUGGUACUCUGGUACUGUCUCGGUGUGUUUCGCACCUCUGGGAGAGACCGGUAUAAACAUGGGGAACGGCAAAAGAGGGAAUGGGGCUAAAUCUGUGAACGAGACGCAAAAGGGGGCGGGGUUUAUCCAGGUGCCUCAAACUGUACGUCUUCGAACUACGGCAGGGGUGGAGUUUAAAAUCCUGACACCAAAAUCUAUUUUUCUGACUCGGGGGAUGAGAGACAUUGGUGUGAUCUCAGUCUGCAUGAUCAUCACGUUGUCGUCCCGGGACUCUCAGCGAGACGUCACACUCGGUCAGCGAUCUUCUAAUGUCUUGAUGUAUGUUGCCAAAUCUGAACAACCACUUUCUUUACAAAACAAAUCUCAUUUUUAUACAUUUUAUUAUUGUGUUUCUUUUGAUUUCUGCCUACAAGGAGCAAUAUGUGGCGGCUGACACACACUCAGUGCGCAGUGCUGUGGAGAGCUCAGCCUUAUCUUUGGGGGAGUGUGUAGAGUUGAUGGUUCCUGUAGGUGAUCUCUUGAUGAUCUCACCGUGGUUCCUGUUAAAGGUUCAUCGACCAAUUCAGUCUGGUCCUUGACGUUGAUUCUGAAAGAUCUCGUUCUAAAGAUCUCAACCUGGUUCUAGUUAAAAUGUUGAGCAUUUCUGAUGAAGAGCUGGUUGGAUAAUUGCAGCCUUUAUCCUGCUGCGUUCUGUUGCAGAUCUCAAUCGCAGCAAGUUCUUGGAAAUGUUUCUGAGUGGUUCCUGUUGAAGAUCUCACCCUGAUUAAAAAACUCAACCUAGGUCCUCUAACAUAUGUCACCCUGGUUUCUGUAGAAGAUCUUAUGCAAGUUCAAGCUAAAAUUCUCACCACUGAUGCUUUUGAAAAAAAAAAAAGAUCUCACCCUGGUUCCUGUUGACAGUUCAUUGAAGAUCUGUUGAAGAUCUUACUCUCGCUCUUGCUCUGGUUCCUGUUAUAGAUGGGGGAACAUCUUACCUUGGUUCCUGUUAAAGCUCUUCUGCAGUUUUUUGUAAAGGAUCUCGCUCUGGAGCUCGUUAGAUGCUCCAGUCUGAAGAUCUCCUGUGUGGACUGAAGCACUGAGGUGGACGUCCUGCAUGUUGCUCCUUUACUCCUGUCACGUCUUUACUGAGUGCGAAGGCUGGAGAGAAACUGUGAAGGGUGUGAAAUUAUUGUGUGUUUGAGAAUGUUUUUAUUUUCUACACUUUGCAGAAUGUGUGUGAGUGUGUGAGUGUGUGUGUGUGUGUGUGUAGGAUGUCUUCAGGAAUAACUGGAGUGUGUGAAUUUCCUCUGUGCUAUAUUUUGGACAUUAUAAUAAUUUAAUUUAAUCAUUUUUCUGUUCAUCGAUCCUGUCUCAGCGCAUGCUCCACGCUGAGCCCUGAAAUAAAACAUAAAGCAAAAAAGUGACAUUUCUUAAAAACAAUAACAGCUUUUUUUAUUUUUUAUUACUAUUUGUUUGUGUGGUUCAGAGAGCGGUGAGAGAAAUAAGUUGUGCUCGCUCUCCUUCUUUUUAUUUAUUCGCUCCAAAAGCCAGCGCUCGUCCCACUGUUCAGGAUAAACCCGACUCGGAGUGAUAUACCUCUUACAGUCUUUCUCUUUCCUGAUAUUAUUAGAGUUCACAUGUAUCCUUAUUUCUCCACCUGAUAAUAAAUACCAAUGCGUUUAAUUCUUUAUUUCCUGGUUUCUUCAUUUCGCAGUAUCUCUGAGAUCAGCAAUCUUAACCUCUAUAACUUUAUUUCCAUGGGAUUUAAAGGACAUUAUAGAGCCUCAAUUUCAGGUCACUGUUUUUAGAAAAACCUUAAAAAGAUGAAGGAAUGGAGUAGCACUGUAUGCAAUACCAGGGCGUGCCACAAGAGGGCUCUGUACAGCAAGCAAAAAAAGAGGAACAAGAGAGAGAAAAGAGGCAUGACUAUUGCACCAAUUUGGAUUAAAAAUAAGUUUUUUUAAAAAUACAUCUUUCCUAUUUCACUCCAUCCUGCUUCAGAGUGUAAAUUCUUUUACUUAUUGAUUUUUAAAUGAUGAUAUUUUACAUAUGCAACUCAAUAAUACAAAUGUCAAUCAUUUAUAAACCACACAUUAAUAUUUGGUUUAAUGAAAUAAAAUGAAAGUCGUACACAUACACACACAUUUUAAAUGAGACCCGGUCUGUGUCCAGUCCACCUUGGUGCAGACGCGUGCUGAGAGCCAGGUCGUCUUCCGUCUGCCUGAGUGUUUCCUCUGCAGGUCUGACUGAUGAGACGAGGUUUAUUUCAUGGUGUAAAUAAAAGUUCAUGAUAAACUUCAUGUUUAAAGAUGACUUUGGUUGCAUCUGCUUUCUUAUGUGCUGUACAUAUGAGUAUGUCAGAAGUUUUUCAAUCUUUUUUUCCAGAAAAUAAAAUAAACUACGCUUGUGUCCAUGGCU